AUGACGAAGCAAACCUCUAUAGUAAUAAGCUCUUUUAAGAAUUCGUCUUUAUCGAAUUUGUCAUCACCUUUAGGUGUCUCAGAAGUAUCUUUAGGUUCAGAUGUAUUACCAGAUUGUAUUGUCUCCCGUGUGGUACGAAGAAGUGCUCAACUAAAAUUCGAAUUUAGACUCAUCCUAGCACUUUCAGCAGUAGCAGUUAAUGGUGGAACUAUAACAAAAUGCAUUCUUCAGACUCAUCCUAGCCUUUGCUUUAAUCCCGAAAUGAAACAAAAAAACAAAAUCAAACCUCGAGCUAACUGUUGGAUGAGUUCACUAUUACAAAUUUCUAAUUGA
This is a messenger RNA of Diversispora eburnea, 333 nucleotides long. NCBI's taxonomy places the organism in Eukaryota, Fungi, Glomeromycota, Glomeromycetes, Diversisporales, Diversisporaceae. The record is from the annotation of a GenBank genome assembly.